This is a messenger RNA of Pseudophryne corroboree (corroboree frog), 8104 nucleotides long. It is a transcript of the gene NRXN1, whose product is annotated as neurexin 1. Lineage: Eukaryota; Metazoa; Chordata; Amphibia; Anura; Myobatrachidae. Bases 836 to 5287 code for a protein of 1483 amino acids. The record is from RefSeq and is a predicted model, not a curated record. The transcript is spliced from 22 exons.
GAGUGUAUAGAGGGAGCCGGUGCUGUCCGUGGUGCUGCAGCAGAGCCCAGCAAGGCCCCGCCUCGGUCUGCAGACGGACAGAGCUAGGCGUCAUGUGUGCCCCUCCUCUCCCCGCUCCCCUCCCUCCCUCACUCCCGGAGACAGGAGCACAAGCCCGGAGCCGCUGGGAAGGGGAAGAGCGCUCUCUCCUUAUUACACAAACCUGGGCAAUUUUCCUGGGACCGACACCCGCUCCAACCUUGUGACAGGCAUAGGGAGCAUAGGGACCAGGGCGCAGAUUGAUGGGUUGUACUAGACCACAUCUGAAUGGGAUCUCAUUUGUUAUUAUUGUGGAAAGGAAAGAAGAAGAGUUCUUAACAUUUACAUAUCAAAUAGUUGCUUCUGCUUCAUAGAGAGAAGGAUCUCAGAAUACCAUGAGUGAUGAUUCAUGUCCUCUUUUGUAGUGUCAUGGAAUCUUUUUCAUGAUCUACGCUUAGCAUGGGAUUUAAAUGAGGCCAGAAGAGAAGUCAUUUGCUCUGCUUUAGAUAAUAAAAAAAUAUAUCUCUAUAUAUAUUGCCACAUUCGGAUCCAGCAGGAACUGGACUUCAUAAAAUUAUUGCUAAUUUAGAAUUGGGAACCCACCAUGCAGUUUACCAUGGAACUCUAGAAUUCCAUUUUAUUUUUUCAUGCUAAUUAGUUUUACAUAAACAUAAACAGUUGGUUCAUUCGCUGUCAUUGACCAUAGGUGGCCCACUUAAAUAAGGGACCAUAAUAUUUUGGAUAGUUACACACUAAAAAAGGCAAUCUGGAAGAUCUACGCAAUUUAAAGGACCCCCAAGACAUUAAGUCAUUAAAGAUGGCUAGUGUUCUUAAGCAAGGGGUCCUUAUUAUCUGGAUGAUCUUAAUCCUUGGAUGCAUGGUGGACAUGGGCCGUGGCCUGGAAUUUCCUGGAACAGAAGGCCAGUGGACUCGCUUUCCAAAGUGGAAUGCUUGUUGUGAAAGUGAAAUGAGUUUUAAUAUGAAGACCAAAAGAUCGAGUGGACUUGUUAUAUACUUUGAUGAUGAGGGUUUUUGUGAUUUCUUGGAGCUCAUACUCUAUGAAGGCCGGUUGAAGUUGAGUUUUUCCAUUUUUUGUGCUGAGCCAGCUUCUCUUCUGACAGACCUUGCUGUAAAUGACAACAACUGGCACUCAGUAAUCAUAAAGAGAAAUUUCAAGAAUACUACAUUAAUCUUAGACAAGGAGAGCAAAUGGGUAGAAGUGAAAUCAAAACGGAGAGACAUGACAGUCUUCAGUAGCCUUUUUAUAGGUGGGAUCCCUCCAGAACUACAAUCGAAUACUUUAAAAUUAACGUUUCCAGCAGUGAAAGACCACAGUCCCUUUCAAGGCUGGAUAAGCGAUGUCCGGGUCAAUUUCUCAGACUCAUCUCCUGUAACAAGCAAUGAUGUUAAGAUUGAGGACUCUACAAACCCAUGUGCCAAGGACCAAGUUUGUCUGAAUGGCGGAGUUUGCUCAGUUGUGAAUGAAGAAGCCAUGUGUGACUGUUCCCAGACUGGUUUUCAAGGGAAAGACUGCAGUGAAGAAGACAACCAUGUAGAAGGUCUGGCACACCUGAUGAUGGGCGACCAAGGAAAAGAAGAAUACAUUGCCACAUUUAAAGGGUCUGAAUAUUUCUGCUAUGACCUCUCGCAAAACCCAAUACAGAGCAGCAGUGAUGAAAUUACGUUGUCGUUUAAAACCCUUCAGAGGAACGGACUGAUGCUUCACACAGGAAAAUCGGCAGAUUACGUCAACCUCGCACUGAAAAACGGAGCCGUCUCUUUGGUCAUUAAUUUAGGGUCAGGGGCCUUUGAGGCCCUGGUGGAACCGGUGAAUGGAAAAUUUAAUGACAAUAACUGGCAUGAUGUGAAAGUAACAAGAAAUCUGCGUCAGCACUCAGGCAUUGGACACGCUAUGGUGACAAUUUCAGUGGACGGGAUUCUCACUACAACAGGAUAUACCCAAGAAGACUACACCAUGCUGGGUUCAGAUGACUUUUUCUAUGUCGGAGGCAGCCCCAGCACAGCUGACCUUCCUGGGUCACCAGUCAGUAACAACUUCAUGGGCUGUCUGAAGGAGGUCGUAUACAAAAACAAUGAUGUAAGACUGGAGCUAUCACGUCUUGCCAAGCAAGGUGAUGCUAAAAUGAAGGUUCAUGGAGUGGUCGCCUUUAAAUGUGAAAAUGUAGCAACGCUAGAUCCAAUCACUUUUGAGACUCCAGAGUCAUUUAUCUCUUUGCCAAAGUGGAAUGCCAAAAAGACCGGCUCAAUAUCCUUUGACUUCCGCACAACCGAACCCAACGGCCUAAUACUGUUCAGCCACGGUAAACCUCGACACCAAAAAGAUGCCAAGAACCCACAAAUGAUCAAGGUUGAUUUCUUCGCCAUUGAGAUGCUGGAUGGACAUCUCUAUUUACUUUUGGACAUGGGAUCAGGAACCAUUAAGAUAAAGGCACUGCAGAAAAAAGUAAAUGAUGGAGAAUGGUAUCAUGUGGACUUCCAGCGCGAUGGACGCACAGGUACCAUAUCUGUCAAUACUAUACGCACGCCUUACACAGCUCCUGGUGAAAGUGAAAUUCUUGACCUCGAUGAUGACUUGUAUCUUGGUGGUUUGCCUGAAAAUAAAGCUGGUUUGGUUUUCCCAACUGAAGUGUGGACUGCUCUGCUGAAUUAUGGAUAUGUUGGAUGCAUAAGAGACUUAUUUAUAGAUGGACAGAGUAAAGACAUUCGCCAGAUGGCCGAGCUUCAAAGCACAGCUGGAGUAAAACCUUCCUGUUCUCGAGAAACGGCCAAGCCUUGCAUUAACAAUCCAUGUAAAAAUAAUGGUAUAUGUAGAGACGGAUGGAACCGAUACGUCUGUGAUUGUUCUGGGACUGGAUACCUUGGCCGCUCUUGUGAGAGAGAGGCAACAGUUCUAAGUUAUGACGGAAGUAUGUUUAUGAAGAUACAGCUCCCGGUGGUGAUGCACACAGAGGCAGAAGAUGUUUCCUUGCGUUUCCGGUCUCAGCGUGCAUAUGGCAUUUUAAUGGCGACCACUUCCAGAGAUUCAGCAGAUACCCUUCGUUUAGAAUUGGAUGCUGGACGUGUAAAACUUACGGUUAAUUUAGACUGUAUCAGGAUUAACUGUAAUUCCAGCAAAGGCCCAGAGACUCUUUAUGCUGGUUAUAACCUCAAUGAUAAUGAGUGGCACACAGUACGUGUGAUACGGAGAGGAAAAAGUUUAAAGUUGAUAGUGGACGAUCAACAAGACAUGACAGGUCAGAUGGCUGGUGACCACACAAGACUAGAGUUCCACAAUAUUGAAACCGGGAUAAUAACUGAACGGCGCUACCUCUCAGCUGUCCCUUCCAACUUUAUUGGCCAUCUACAGAGCUUAUCAUUCAAUGGCAUGGCCUAUAUUGACUUGUGCAAAAAUGGAGACAUCGAUUACUGUGAACUGAAUGCCCGCUUUGGUUUUAGAAACAUCAUUGCUGACCCAGUCACUUUUAAGACGAAAGCCAGCUAUGUAGCCCUGGCCACACUGCAAGCUUAUACCUCAAUGCACCUCUUUUUCCAGUUCAAGACCACUUCUGCAGAUGGCCUCAUUCUUUAUAACAGUGGCGAUGGAAAUGACUUUAUUGUAGUUGAAUUGGUUAAAGGAUAUUUGCAUUAUGUUUUUGACCUGGGAAAUGGUGCAAAUCUAAUUAAAGGGAGCUCCAACAAACCUCUAAAUGACCACCAAUGGCACAAUGUUAUGAUAUCCAGAGACACAAGCAAUCUUCAUACUGUAAAAAUUGACACAAAAAUUACUACACAGAGCACAGCAGGAGCUCGAAACCUUGACCUCAAAAGUGACCUAUUCAUAGGAGGUGUUUCCAAAGAAAUGUACAAAGCGUUGCCAAAGCUUGUGCACGCCAAGGAAGGAUUCCAAGGCUGCCUGGCUUCAGUUGAUCUGAAUGGACGUCUUCCAGACUUGAUCUCAGAUGCUCUUUUGUGUAAUGGACAAAUAGAAAGAGGAUGCGAAGGCCCAAGCACGACAUGUCAAGAGGAUUCCUGUGCUAACCAGGGCGUCUGCUUGCAACAAUGGGAUGGCUUCAACUGUGACUGCACUAUGACCUCAUUUAGUGGAACUCUGUGCAAUGACCCUGGAACAACAUAUAUUUUUAGUAAAGGAGGAGGACAAAUCACAUACACGUGGCCCCCUAAUGAUCGGCCCAGCACACGAGCAGACAGGCUGGCUAUAGGGUUCAGCACAGUACAGAAAGAAGCCGUAUUGGUCCGAGUGGACAGCUCUACAGGACUUGGUGACUACCUAGAGCUGCACAUUCACCAAGGAAAAAUUGGAGUCAAAUUUAAUGUUGGAACAGAUGACAUCUCAAUUGAAGAAGUUAAUGCAAUUAUUAAUGAUGGAAAGUACCACACAGUGCGUUUUACGAGAAGUGGGGGUAAUGCCACCUUACAAGUUGACAGCUUACCUACAAUAGAACGUUUCCCUGCAGGAAACAAUGAUAACGAACGCCUGGCGAUUGCUAGACAGCGAAUUCCAUAUCGACUUGGUCGAGUAGUUGAUGAUUGGCUACUCGACAAAGGACGGCAGCUCACAAUCUUCAAUAGCCAGGCAACAAUUAAAAUCGGUGGGAAGGAACGGGGACAUCCAUUUCAAGGUCAGCUUAGUGGCCUCUACUAUAAUGGCUUAAAAGUAUUGAACAUGGCGGCGGAAAGUGAUUCCAACAUCGUGAUUGAGGGAAACGUGAGGCUAGUUGGUGAUGUGCCUUCAUCUAUGACUACGGAGUCAACUGCCACAGCCAUGCAAUCAGAGAUGUCCACCUCUAUUAUGGAAACCACUACCACAUUGGCCACAAGUACUAGAAGAACAAAAACACCUACAAAGGAACCGAACUCAGAUGACCUUUUGGUGGCUUCUGCUGAAUGUCCAAGUGAGGAUGAUGAGGAUAUUGAUCCAUGUGAGCCAAGCUCAGGUGGGUUAGCAAACCCAACAAGAGCAGGUGGGAGAGAGAUUCCAGGCUCAGCGGAAGUCAUCAGAGAAUCCAGUAGCACAACCGGAAUGGUGGUUGGGAUCGUCGCUGCAGCAGCCUUGUGCAUCCUCAUCCUCCUUUAUGCCAUGUACAAAUACCGAAACAGGGAUGAAGGCUCCUAUCAUGUUGAUGAGAGCCGAAACUACAUCAGUAACUCAGCACAGUCCAACGGGGCUGUAAUCAAAGAAAAACAACCAAGUAGUGCUAAAAGUUCUAACAAAAACAAGAAAAACAAGGACAAAGAAUAUUACGUCUGAUUCCAGCCACGUAAAAAACACGUGUAUAGAAAUAGUCUUCAAUUUAUCUGAGACAUAAAAAUUAACAAACUUAUUUACUUUUACUUUUUACGAAGCACAUUGAGAAAAAAAAAAAAAAAGAAGACAGGGAAUGCGGUCAGAAAGGAAAGACUGUUUUUAAAAAAAGUUACAAAAAUAAAGAAAAAAAUCUAUAUAUAAAACAAGCAUAUUAUGGUUUUGUUUCCCAGAAAAAAGGAGCCAAACAAGAUUCCCGACUAUUCGCAGUGUUUUCAUUUACUCUGAUUGUCCGUUUAAGUGGCGGGAAUGUUUUUGGAAAGACGCUGAUUGCACAAAAAAUUCCUAUAGCACAGAGUAAUUUCCAACAUUGAGGCACAAUUAAAACAAAAGAUGCUACCUAUGAUUCUGGAUAGAGCCAAAGUGCUAGCGCUUUCUUCAAAAGUAAGUUCUAAUGCCAGCAAAGACUUGUCUGAACUUGCAAACGUUGGUAGUUUGCGGCAUUGUGCAAAGAAGCAAUGAUUGUGACACACUUGCUACAAAGUGCUGGCUUUUCUGAAGACUUAUGAAAGAAAAAACUUUUACAAAGCCCCUUUCUGGUUGUGAAGAAUAUGUUAUGGAGGCCUUAAUUUCAGAAAUUUGGAAUAUGGCCCUUUUUCAAAAAUAAAAUAAGAGGGAUAGAUGCAAUCAUUUAAAAAAGUUCAUGCACGCUUAAUAUGUUACUACAUAUGUUUAUAUAAAACACAUCUAUACGUGCUUUCUGGACUGUGACAAGUGACGUUUUAUAGCCUGUUGUAUAGACAAUGCAAAAUAUAUCUGCUCUUCAGCCAUUUUUGGUAAACUAAAUGUUCUAAGUGUUGCUAGGUAUAGAAAGUUUUCUGAUGUCUGACACAACAGACGUGUUUCAGUUAAUUGCUGCCAUUAUCCCAAAUUUUUAUUUUAAAUUUUUAAUUCUUGUGAGUAUGCCGCUGGGGAUGUGUAUGAAUGUAAAUAGAACAUUUUUUUAAUAUUAUACAGCACAAUAGCCAACAUUCCGCUGCAGCCAACUUACAGUAUGUUGGGCCACGUGGUGUAAAGGUAUCAAAUACAGUCCAAAUAAAUUAACUCAUUCAAGUCACUGACAGAGGCAUUUCGUAAUUUGUUUUUCUAGCUAAUUAACUCUUUUUACUAUUUAACACUGUUGCAGAAGACACCUUUUUAAGCUUUUGAAGAGAUAAACCAAUUAUUACACCAUUAACAGACCUUGACAUUUAUUAAAAGAAAGUAUUGAAUGGAAUUAGCAUGACUUUUAAUUGCCAAGAUACGUACAAGUAACAGGAUUGGAACUAGUAGGUGGGUUUUUUUUCAUUAAAAAAAUGGCCAUUUGAUUUACUGCAGUUUAAUUAAUGCAAAUAAUAUAUUUUUUUCCAGCCAAGAAUAUAUAAUAUAUCAAAAGGAAAUUGUUUAGAUUUGGAUAUUUCAGUAGAGUACAGAAUGUUUAAAUACAUUUUCAUUUUUCCAACAUUAUAAAGUAAGUUUCUAUUUAAGAAAAAAAUAAAUUUGUUCUUGUUUAAUUAAGCUUGCUGAAUAAGAGUUUAGAGUCACAGAUCACUAAUAAAGAAAUGCAAAAAGAAUAUAUUAACCUAAAAGUGGGUUCUUCAAGAGUACUCAGUCUUUUCACUUGAAGGCCUCCCAGGGGGAAUAUAGAUGUUCAGACAUUAUAGACAGGAAGAAAGAAUUUAAAAUUAAUUUAAACAGCAGGGGCAACAAAGCAAGAGACUUUGUUUUAUUCACUAGGUUACUGAUGAUAAGCAGUGCUUAAAUUCCAGACAUGUUCUCAAAAGUUUUCAAAAUGCCAUGCAGUUGACAAAAAUAUUAUUAGUUAGGGCUUGCCCAAUACAUUUAGUACUUGAGAAGGGUAUUUUUACAGGAGAUUUUUUGAUAAAUUGGUGAAACAGAUUGCUUGUAUGAAAAUAAUAGAGUUUAUCAAAUAAUUUUUCCUGCUAGAAUCUUAAGAAUCCUGUUUGGACAUCACUGAAAGUCAGCUGUACUCAGGGAAAGAAAGGUACUUUAUGUUGUAUUGCACAGAAGGCGUGAAAUGUCUGUCCAUGAUUGUAGGUCUCUGGAAAGGAUGUACAGUAAAUAAUAUACCCCAAACAAGUCUUGCCAAAUUGAUAAAUUGAAGUUGCUACCGUAUCUAAGUAAUACCACACUUUUAUAAAUUACGGUGUAUGUUAUUUUAAAUAAUGACAAUAUCAGUUGUUUGUUUUGGUAUUUACUGUGUAUUUACCUAUUUUGCCAACACCUUUUAUCCAUUUUAUCAUUUAUAAAUUAACUAUAAGUUACUUUAUAGUUACCAUAUGGUUGUUUUACUUAUAUUCAUGUUUUAUUAUUAAUGCUUCAUAUUUAGUUGAAAUAUCUAUUCACAAUAUGUUUUUAUGUAUUUUGCAAGAACAUGUCAACAUUGUAUCAUGUCAAUCCUUUCAUAGAAUAAGGAUGCACCAAACACAUUUUACUGCACCGUGUUUCGGGACCCAUUUGUAAUGAAAGGUUAGGUACAUUUUAUGGAUUGCAUUUGGGUUUUAUUUUCCCAUAUAUAUUUGCUGUACGUCAUCUGGAUGAGGUGGCUUAUUUCCAAUCCUGUAAUGUGUUGCCUUUACAACAAAAAUCAAAAAGUGUGAAAUGAUUUAUUCCCAAACAAAACAAGAGGCCCAAAGCCAGUUUAUUGUGUUUGUGUGAUAGAUAUUGAAAAUGAAUUUAUUUUGUUGCAAGGCCAAUUUAUCCAUUACUGGAAAUGCUAAGCAAGUGGAAUUUAUUGUUUUGUUAAUAAAAUGUUUCUUAAUA